AUGGGCAAUUCCUAAUAAAAAAAUGAUGAAAAAUUAAUUUCAACAGUCUGGCUUGGUGUGAAUGUAAUGAUUAUAAUUAUGUUGCAGAAUGAUUGGAAGGCAUUAAUGAAAGAUCGAUUGUCUCGUUUAGAAGAGGAGUGGGUGAUGAGUAUGAUCAAAUGCUUAGCUAAACAUUCUCCUCAGGAACAGAAUAGAUUUAGACAGAAGAUCAAAUAAGUUUUGAGUGAGACUAUGAAGGAAGACAGAAUGAAGCAGAUUGUGUAACAAUCAGAAGAGUUCUUAAAGAACAAUGAGUUUCUUAGAGAGGACACAGUCAUUCGCACAUCAUCAGGCGACCUAACAUUAUCAACUAGUUACAAUUCCUGUAUAUCUAAAUUCCAACAAUAUUUAGUUUCAAAAAUCAACGAGAAUCAAUCUAUAUCUUCGUAGAAAUAGGAGAUACAGGAUUACGAAACUCAGAAUGCUCAGGCUCAAAAGUUUUACUUAGUGUUUACGAUUAUAAACGAGAUGAUCAAAUCGAACCAACAUCCUUUUUUCUAUAUGAUUACAUAAUUUUAGGGAUGGGCCAAAGCAUACCUAAAUAAUCUUCAAUAAUCCAAUCAAAAUUUGUCGUAGUUGAAAGCUCAAGUUGCCAAAUUUGGUGUAACAACUAACUAAUUCCUGAGUUAUCUGAUUCAUGCCUUGAAUGAGUAUUUGGGUGACAUUUCAAGUGAUCAAAUUGAUAUUGCAUAGAAUAAGUAUCUAAAGGAUAAAGCAAAUUACUUUAAUUUUUUUCUGUCAGUGACUAUAAACGAAACCCUAACAAUCCAAUUGAUGGAAGUGUUGAAGAUACUGCAUAAAAAUAGUAUAGUAAAUUUGAUGGGAAAAAUGACACACUUAUCACUCAAACCUGACUUCUUUGACAUCCCAAAGAAGCAUAUGACUUAGACUAAGCCUUUUCAAGAAUAGAUUGAAUAUCUAUAAGCCAUCUAAUUCUCAAAGCAUCCAGCAGAAAAAUACUUUGUUUUAGCAAAGGGAUAUCAAUUACUAAGGGAAUGUCUUACGAAAAGUGCAUCUAGUUUUGUUUAGUUACAAGCUAUAAAUUAUGUACUUGUCCACUCAUAAAUCCAAAAUUUGCAUGCUCAUUUACAUUUACUCGAACUAUUUUAUCCCAGCUCACCAUUAUUACUAAAGUAUAAUUCGUCAUUGUAAUUUUUAUAAAAUAUUAUAAUAUGA
Molecule: messenger RNA, 1215 nt
Organism: Paramecium tetraurelia
Lineage: Eukaryota; Ciliophora; Oligohymenophorea; Peniculida; Parameciidae
Exons: 4
Source: RefSeq, a predicted model, not a curated record